CAUAAAUUCUGCCAGGUUUUGUAGUUUACUAACUAAACGAUUCUUGGUUUGCUUAUGUUCAGUGGCAUUCAAGGUAGGAAAAAGAAUAUGGGAAAAGCAGUCAUGCUCCGUUUGCUUUUUGGAGUUUUGGCUGUUUUGAGUAUGUCCCUGGUGAAUGCUGAGGACCCUUACUUGUAUUACACAUGGACUGUCACUUAUGGCACUCGGUCUCUUCUUGGAGUUCCCCAGCAGGUUAUCCUUAUCAAUGAUCAGUUUCCUGGACCAAAACUUGAAGUGGUGACUAAUAACAACAUCAUCUUGAAUCUCAUUAACAAGCUUGACCAGCCUUUCUUGUUGACAUGGAAUGGCGUCAAGCAAAGGAAGAACUCAUGGCAGGAUGGUGUUUUGGGAACCAAUUGCCCUAUUCCUCCAAACUCAAACUAUACAUAUAAGUUCCAGGCCAAGGAUCAGAUUGGGUCUUACACAUAUUUCCCAUCAACUCUAAUGCACAGAGCUGCUGGAGGAUUUGGGGCACUCAAUAUAUACCAUAGAAGUGUGAUUCCAAUCCCUUAUGCAAACCCUGAUGGAGAUUUCACUCUACUUAUUGGUGACUGGUACAAGACCAGCCAUAAGACAUUGCAGCAAACUUUAGACUCAGGAAAAUCUCUGCCCUUUCCUGAUGGAGUCCUGAUAAAUGGCCAGACUCAAACUACCUUUAGUGGAGAGCAAGGCAAAACUUACAUGUUCAGGAUCUCAAAUGUUGGAUUAUCCACCUCACUGAACUUCAGGAUUCAGGGCCAUACAAUGAAGCUAGUUGAGGUUGAAGGAUCUCACGUGAUACAGAACUUAUAUGACUCUCUUGAUGUACAUGUGGGCCAAUCUGUAACUGUCUUGGUAACCUUGAAUCAGCCGCCAAAGGACUACUACAUUGUUGCAUCCACAAGAUUUACUAAGACUGUUCUGACUGCAACUGCAGUGUUGCACUACACAAACUCACAGACCCCGGUUUCUGGACCCUUGCCAGCUGCUCCUGCAUACCAAUAUCAUUGGUCAAUGCAGCAGGCAAGAACAUAUAGGUGGAAUUUGACAUCAAAUGCAGCCAGGCCUAAUCCUCAGGGUUCAUUCCAUUAUGGGAAGAUAACAACAACUAAGACAAUUGUCUUGGCCAACUCGGGAUCUUUAAUAAAUGGAAAGCUGCGUUACACAGUGAAUGGUGUCUCCUUUGUUAAUCCUGAUACCCCUCUGAAACUUGCUGAUUAUUUCAACAUCCCUGGAGUUUUUAGCAUGAGUUCCAUUCAGGACCUCCCUUCAGGUGGUGCUGCAACUGUAGCUACCUCCGUUGUGCCAACUUCUCUCCAUGAUUUUAUUGAAGUUGUCUUUCAGAACAACGAAAACACCAUGCAAUCUUGGCAUCUUGAUGGUUAUGAUUUUUGGGUUGUUGGUUUUGGCUCUGGACAGUGGGCACCAAAAAAGAGAAGAACCUACAACCUAAUCGAUGCUCUUACAAGACACACUACUCAGGUAUAUCCAAAUUCUUGGACCGCCAUAUUGGUCUCCUUGGACAACCAGGGCAUGUGGAACAUGAGGUCUGCAAUGUGGGAAAGGCAGUAUCUUGGGCAACAAUUUUACCUGAGGGUCUGGACUCCUGUUCGCAGUUUUGCUAACGAAUAUGACAUUCCCUCCAAUGUCCUACUCUGCGGCAAAGCUGUUGGACGUCACCCUUAGUUUUUGAUUAACCAUCCAUAUCGAAUCUGCUUGCAGUCAUGAGAGUUUGACUACGGCAAAAAUAGAUGAGAGAAAAGAGCGUGGAUUGAAAUAUUUGGCCUUUUCAUUUGUAUAUCUUAGAAUCGUUAGAUAAAUUUAUCUAUUCCAUUGUCUUACUGUAUUAGCUCCGAGGGCUUGAAUUAUAUUCUGAAAAAAGUUAUGAGGUUUGAUUAAUUUUAAAUCAAAUUGUAUCAAGCAUUUGGUGCUGCUGUAUCUAAGUUAAGAAGGAUCAUUUGGAUGUAU
Molecule: messenger RNA, 1986 nt
Organism: Theobroma cacao (cacao)
Lineage: Eukaryota; Viridiplantae; Streptophyta; Magnoliopsida; Malvales; Malvaceae
Source: RefSeq, a predicted model, not a curated record